Molecule: messenger RNA, 1644 nt
Organism: Penicillium cinerascens
Lineage: Eukaryota; Fungi; Ascomycota; Eurotiomycetes; Eurotiales; Aspergillaceae
Product: cytochrome P450
Exons: 7
Coding region: 1-1644 (547 amino acids)
Molecular function (GO): heme binding; monooxygenase activity; oxidoreductase activity, acting on paired donors, with incorporation or reduction of molecular oxygen
Source: RefSeq, a predicted model, not a curated record
AUGGACUGUGCCAUCCAUUGUAUGAUUGGGGCGGCCCUGGGCGUCGGGCUGCACCAGACUUUAUUCAUCCACGGAGAGUGGCAUGUCCAUGCGCCUCAGAUAGUCCUAUAUCACAUUGCCUACUUCUCAUUCCUGUCGAUAAUCCUCGCAAGGUCCCAUUGGAUGAUUGCUGGCUACAUAGUUGGGAUGUUCUUAAGCAUCACUAUCUAUCGCAUCUUCUUCCAUCGUCUCAAGCAGUUCCCAGGUCCCAUAUUGGCUCGUGUCACCAAGAUAUGGCACGCAUGGCAAGCCCGUCACCGCACAAAUUACCUCGUUCUGGAGAGGCUUCACAAUCAAUACGGAGAUUUUGUCCGAACGGGACCCAGUGAGAUUACAGUUUACCACCCGGAUGUAUUCAUGGCCAUCGAUGGCCCUUCCGGCAGCUGCGUCAAAUCAGAGUGGUACGACGUGCUCCAUCCAAAGAUGUCCUUGGUUACCGCGCGCGAUAAGGAAAUCCAUGGAGCACGUCGCCGACAGUGGAAUAGAGGAUUCACAUCUCAAGCUUUGGAGAACUACCAAGAGCGGAUCAUUCCCCUCAUUGAACAGCUGGAGACUUGUAUCGACAAAGACAUGAGCGCGGGAAAGGUGUCCGACAUGAGAGACAUGUUCUUCUGGCUUGGAUUCGACCGUAUGGGUGAUUUCAUUUUCAGUCGAACUUUCAACAUGCUCUCACGCCAAGAAUGGCACCAUAUCAUUCUCCUUCUACAACGCGCAUUGUCCCUCCUGGGACCAUUGAGCCCGGUGCCUUGGCUGGUUCACAUUGCUUUCAAGCUCCUCCCCCGAGUAUGGAUUUUGGGCGACUGGUUCCGGAUGGUGUCGUGGUGCGAGGGACAAAUGAUCGAUCGAUUGAAGGCUCCCAAGAGCAAUUCGAAGGUUCUGGAUGUGGCUCACUAUCUGCUCCAAGAUGCUAGAAAUGACCUGGAACAGUUUCCAUGGCUGACAGGAGACAGUAUUUUGGCUAUCGUGGCAGGAAGCGAGCCCACUGCAGCUGUUCUCAUCGGGCUUUUCUACGAACUAGCAAAGGCUCCACACCAUGCAGAUAGCGUUGUCCAGGAACUCAAGGAUGUCAAAAUCGAAGACUCUCGGGCACUGGCACAAUGCGCCCAUCUCGACGCCGUGAUCUCAGAGGCCCUGCGGCUGUACCCCGCUUUGCCCACUGGGGGAAAUCGAAAAACGACGAAAGACGGUGUUACGAUCGGAGGAGUCUACAUUCCACCCGAGACGACAAUUGUCGCCCCCAGAUAUGUCAUUUCACGCCGAGAGGAUUGUUUCGAACACGCACGCAAAUUUAUCCCGGAGAGAUGGUACAAAUACCCGGAGAUGGUACGGAACAAGGCUGCCUUCGCACCGUUCGGCACGGGCCACACGAGCUGCGUUGGUCGUGCCCUAGCCAUGAACGAUAUGCGGCUGAUAACAGCGCGACUGGUCCAGAAAUACCGCUUCAGCAUCCCCGUCGGCGAGACCGGCGACUCCGUAUGGAAAGAUCUCAAGGACCAAUUCACGUCGAAUCCCGGCCGCUUACGACUGGCUCUGAUAUGGGGACCCUACUACCGGGGGUACUCGCCUUUCUACGAUCCUGCCGGGACAUACCUGCCUGAACAUUGA